GCUUAGAGUGUUUGACAACAAAAGAUAUGCAUAAGAUAUUAUGAAUUAAGAUAACAGCACACCCACACACUUUAAUGUUUCUUGCACAAAUAUACAUACGCCCAUUUUGUAACCUACGCCCACCACACUUUUUCCUCUCUUCUCUCUCUUUUUGCCCUGUUCAACAGGGUUUCUUCAACCAUCUCUUGCUUUUCAUCUCUUAUGCCCUCACUUCUUCUUCUUCUUCAGGCCCUGUUCAUACUCUUUUUCUUGCUUGAUCUGGUUGUUUUUGCUCUCGCCAGAGAGUUUUUUCGGCUUCCGAGCUCUGGAUUUCACUUUCCUGGGGCUUUCACACCGUUCCCAUGUCUGAGGUCUUUGAUUUCAAGGCUGUUGGCAAGUUUUGCCCUGGGGGGUUUCUCACAAAUCCCAAGGUCUCAAGUCUGUUUUUGCCUCUUGGUAACCAUGUGGAUGUGUAUUUUCUGCCUCGCAAAAGGUCUCGCAUCAGUGCUCCAUUUGUUGUCAGUGGAGAACCGGAGCAGCAGCCAUCCAUUGAUGUUCUUCCUGAUGAGUGUCUCUUUGAAGUUUUCAGACGUCUUCCUGGAGGGCAAGAGAGGAGUGCUUGUGCCUGUGUAUCUAAGCGCUGGCUCAUGCUUAUGAGCAGCAUUGCGAGGGAUGAAAUAUGUAAUUCUAAAACCACUCAAUUUGUGGAGCCUGAGAUCAGAUCUAGUCCUGCGGUGGCUCAUGAUUCUGCCAAGCCUAAAGAGAAAUCUAAUGAUAUGAAUGGAAUAAAGUCUGAAGAUGAAGAAUGCCAGGAGAAUGACUCUCAUGGUUAUCUUUCUAGAUGCUUGGAAGGGAAAAAAGCUACAGAUGUCAGACUUGCUGCCAUUGCUGUUGGAACUGCUAGUCGUGGAGGUUUGGGCAAGCUCUCCAUCCGUGGAAGUGCUUCCACGCGUGGCUUGACAAACCUUGGCCUCAAGGCCAUAUCCCGUGGUUGUCCUUCUUUGAAAGUUCUUUCUCUGUGGAAUUUGUCGUCAAUUGGCGAUGAAGGGCUAUGCGAAAUUGCUAGUGGGAGUCGUUUUCUUGAGAAACUUGACCUCUGCCACUGCCCAGCUAUCACAGAUAAAGGUUUAAUUGCGAUUGCGUUGAACUGUCCCAAUCUGAUAUCAGUUACAGUGGAAUCUUGCUCAAAUAUUGGUAAUGAGAGUCUGAAAGCUUUGGGCCGCUACUGCCCCAACCUGAGGUGUGUUACUGUCAAAAAUUGCCCUCUUGUUGGCGACCAGGGAAUUGCAGGUCUGUUUUCAUCAGCUGGUCACAUCCUCGAAAAAGCAAAACUUCAGGCACUCAACAUUAGUGAUGUGUCCCUAGCAGUAAUUGGACACUAUGGGAGUGCAAUGACUGAUCUUGCACUUGUUGGCCUCCAGAAUGUUAAUGAGAGGGGCUUCUGGGUCAUGGGUAAGGGUCAAGGCUUGCAAAAGCUGAAAUCUUUAUCACUAACUGCUUGCCCUGGAGUUUCUGAUUUAGGCCUUGAAGCUGUGGGUAAAGGUUGCCCAGAUCUGAAGCUGUUUGCACUCAGAAAAUGUCCUCAUGUAUCGGACCCUGGAUUGGUCUCAUUCACCAAAGCAGCUGGGUCACUUGAAAGUCUCAAAUUGGAGGAGUGCCACAGGAUCUCACAAUGUGGGGUUUUCGGUAUUCUUUCAAGCUGUGGCGGAAAAUUGAAGGCUCUUGCAAUAGAGAACUGCUUGGGGAUCCGGGACUCGGAAUUUGCAUUUCCAGCAACAUCUUUUUGCCAUUCACUCCGAUCAUUGAGCAUCCGCAACUGUCCUGGAUUUGGUGAUGCUUGCUUGGGCAUGUUUGCAAGAUUCUGCCCCAAAUUGACUCAAUUGGAUUUUAGUGGCCUUCAGGGCAUAACUGAUGCCGGCAUUCUGCCUCUUGUUCAGAACUCAGAUGCUGGAUUAGUGAAAGUAAAUCUAAGCGGAUCUGCUAAACUGACAGACAAUGUGGUCAUGGCUAUUUCUGAGCUUCAUGGAGAAACUCUUGAGGUUCUGCAUCUGGAUGGUUGCCAGUACAUCACUGAUUUGAGCAUGCUAGCAAUUGCAAGAAAUUGCUCAGUGCUGAGUGAACUGGAUGUCUCGCAGUGUGGUAUAACAGAUUCUGGGGUUGCAGUCUUGGCUUCGGCUGAGCAGCUUAGUUUACAGAUAUUUUCCCUUGCUGGUUGCUCUUUGGUGUCUGACAAAAGCUUACCGUUCCUGGUUUUGUUGGGUAAGACUUUGGUGGGGUUGAACAUCCAGCAUUGCCGUGGAAUCAGCUGUGGUACCGUUGAUCUACUUGUGGAUCAACUUUGGAGGUGCGAUAUACUUUCUUAAGCAGGGAAAGUGAAGAACCCCCCUUCUAGAACUGAAUUGAAAGCCACAGAUGAGGGGGUGACAAGUAAUGUCCACCAGUUAGUAAAGCUUUGGCAUGUAGCAGUUAUUGGUCGUAGUUUUUGGGUCCAUCCCCGGGGUCUUCAAUCAUUCAGCAUGCAAAUCUACUUUUUUCCAGCGAAGGUGGCGUGAACUGGUUUUUGCAGCUUUCUAAGCUGUUGCAAGAAUGCUGGUCCCUGAUUGUGUGAGCAUUCUUCUUUACGCCACAUUUAGCUGAGAACUCAUGAGAGUUGGUGCUGAAUCAUAAGAUCUUUCAAGUGGUCCUAUCAUAAUGUUUUUAUCUUCUGGCCUAGGAAUGAUUUUAGUCUUACCGGUUGUUAUGUUUUUAAUGUCUGUCUGCUGUUGGCGUGUGCUGAGUCCAUUAGGGUUGUUUCAGGGUUGCUUUUGGCAGUUUUACGUUUGUUGCCUUGCUCUCUGGGGCUUUGGCCGUGGCAGCGACUUCUUUGGUCUGCCACGACAACCUCUUUCUUCUGGGAAGGGUUGUUUUUUCUUUUCCCAAGCCCUAGUUUUGCAGGUUUCUCGUUGUUAACUGUCCCGUGCAACCUUCUUGUCUUAAUGUAAUGCUCUGACUUUGUUGUCCAUGAAUAAAAGUCAGUUUAUCGUA
Molecule: messenger RNA, 3003 nt
Organism: Sesamum indicum (sesame)
Lineage: Eukaryota; Viridiplantae; Streptophyta; Magnoliopsida; Lamiales; Pedaliaceae
Product: EIN3-binding F-box protein 1
Biological process (GO): SCF-dependent proteasomal ubiquitin-dependent protein catabolic process
Cellular component (GO): SCF ubiquitin ligase complex
Molecular function (GO): protein binding
Source: RefSeq, a predicted model, not a curated record